Molecule: messenger RNA, 1440 nt
Organism: Trichobilharzia szidati
Lineage: Eukaryota; Metazoa; Platyhelminthes; Trematoda; Strigeidida; Schistosomatidae
Source: the annotation of a GenBank genome assembly
GAAGGUUUUCAUAUGCGGUCUGACUGAAGGUAGCGGUGCUUUGUUCUUCAUGACAUAAAACUCAGGUGUGUGUGUGAAACAUGCAGUUCUAUGUAACAUUUGUGGCUGUGUUAAUCAUCCACAAUGCAUUGGGAGCUUAUGAAGACACUCGGUGUAAAUGUGUCUGUUUGCUUCCAGCCUCUGUCACUAAUGAAACCAAGUCUACGAAGAAAAUAUUUGUAAAAGCGAUUUCUUCAGAAAAAUGCACUUGUGAAUAUAUGUUACAAAAUGACAAACGUUUUUGUCCUUUUUGUGAGUGCAAAUUCCAAGUUCGAAAUACUACGACAAUCAAGGUUGUAGUUUGUUUCAUUUUGACAAUUAUUUCAGCAUUGAUUCUAUACAUGCUAUUUCUACUGCUUCUUGAACCACUCUUAUCGACAAGACGUUUAGGGCAUAAAACAAUGGUUAAUAUUGGAAUGUGUUCAGAAUCGCAUCAGACUGUAAACUCUACUGUAGAACAAGAUAAUAUUGGUAAGGCGGCUGGUGAUAUAAGAUCACCAAAUUCAUGGAGUACAAUGAAUAUGCCUGUAACUACUGGUAGUAGUAGUAGUAAUAGUGGAGUUGGCGAUAAUUCAUCAUUUUCAUCAAAAGCAUUCGAUAAGGCGGUGAUUUGGAAUAAGUCUCAGCUGAAUUCUGAACAACUGAUCAAUUCAAAUUUGAGAAUAAUUACAGCUCCAUCGAGUCGUGGACGUGUACGUCAUCGUACUGCCGGUUCAUUACAUGAUCAACACGUUGACGAUUCAAAUUCACUGCAUCUUACUCCAAUUCCAAGUACAUCUGUUGGUAUGUCAAAUGUCGUGAAUCGUGUUCGUGAUCAACAACAACGUUGGAAAGGAAAUGUUGAAGCGCAACGUGCUCGUGUAUUCAGUGAACGCAGUUUAUUGAAUUAAUUCAUCUGAAUUAUUUCGGUUGAUUCAUACAUAUACAUAUAUCUAUAUUUUAUUAUGUGCAUUUCUUUCCAUUAUUAAAAUGAUUUUCUAAUCUACCUACCUACCUACCUAUCUACCUACCCAUCUCUCUUUCGAUCUAUCUACCAUGUGAUAAUUUUUGUUUAAGCCAUAGACGACAGAAAAUUUUACGGUUAACAGUGCUGUUUUGUAUUUGAUGAGUUAACAACUUUGAAGCUGUUGAUUUUGUCUUUUUAUUUUCAUGUACGUCUGUGUUCAUCAUCUUCCGUCUCCCCUGUAAUCAAAGGUGAGUGAGGAGAAACAAAAAAAAAGAAUCAUUUCCUUUCAUCUUAUCAUCAAAUUUCUCUUUUUUUUUUAAAUUUAUCAUACACACUACUUAUAUAUAAACUUCAGUCAUAUAUUGAAAUUGCUUUAUUCUCUUAAUCUUACACAGCGUAAUGUACAACGUUUAUUUCAGGUUUCUAAGGUGGAUAAACUUCAUUCGAUUUGGUUA